Molecule: messenger RNA, 1125 nt
Organism: Sorghum bicolor (sorghum)
Lineage: Eukaryota; Viridiplantae; Streptophyta; Magnoliopsida; Poales; Poaceae
Product: translation initiation factor IF-2
Exons: 1
Coding region: 1-1125 (374 amino acids)
Biological process (GO): shoot system development; root development
Source: RefSeq, a predicted model, not a curated record
AUGGUGGUCGGGUUCCGCCGCACCAUCUCGUUCCCGGCGCCCAGGUCCCCGACGCCGCCAUCGGGCACCGGCGCCGGUCCCAGCGCCGCCGCCGCCGCCAACAAGUCCGCGGCCUACCGCGCCCGAUCGGCGAGCCUGCCGUGCCGGUUCCACCCGCUGGUGCUCCAGCUCGACGACGACGUGGCCGACCUGCGCGCGCUGGUGGGCCGCCUGCUCGCGUCGUCGCAGUCGCAGUCGCACGCCGCGGAGGCCGUGGCCGAGGGCGCGGCGCAGCUGGGCCGCGUCCUCGUCUCCCUCUCGGACCUGCUGCACCACCCGCAGGCGCAGGACCCGCUGCGCCGCCUCGGCCCGUCCCCGUUCGCGGAGCGCCUCCUGGACGACUUCCUCCGCCUCGCCGACGCGCACGGCAGCUUCCGUGGCGCCCUGGUCGCGCUGGCCGGGCUCCAGGCCGAGGCCCGCGCCGCGCUCCGCAGGGAGGAGCCCGCACGCCUCGCGUCCGCGGCGCGCGCGCUGCGCCGGGCCGCGCGGGACCUCCCCCGGGUGGCCUCCUCGGCGCGCGCCGUGGCCGCCAAGCCCCCGCCCGCACCGCCCGCCGACCUCCCCGCCGACGCGGCCGCCAUCGCCGCGGCCGUCGUCGACGCCGCCGCCGCCGUGGCCUCGGCCUCCGCGGCCGUCUUCUCCGGGGUGUCCGCCCUCUCCGCCGCCGCCGCCACGGCGCGCGUCGAGGUCGAGGCCACCACGCCGUGCUGGAUGCCCUCCCCCGCCAGGUUCAGCAGCGCGCCGUCGUCCGCCACGCCGAGACACGUGGUCGUCACCACCAGGGUCUCUUCGUCCUCGUCCUCCAUGCCGCGCAUUUGGUGGGUCGCCGACCUGAUGCGAUGGAUGUCGCGCGCCAAGCGCCGGUCCGCCAGGAGGCAGCACGCCGCCACGUCCGCCGGUCGGCGGCCAGGGCCAGAAUUGGAGAACGCCGUGGACCCGGAGGAGCUGGAGCGGAAGGCGGCGUUCGAGCGGCUAGACAGCCUGGGACGGUGCAUCGCGGACGUGGAGAGCAGCGGCGAGAAGGUGUUCAGAGCGCUCGUCAACACCAGAGUCUCCCUCCUCAACAUUCUGAGCCCAGCCUUCUGA